AUGGCCUCCUUCAUCACCGACCUCUGGGAGUCCAUCUUCGUGCCCGGCCCAACACCCACCAUCCUCAAAGCCACAAACGCCACGUUUGCCGCGCUCCAGGUCGUCCUCCUGGGACUCCUCGUCGCCACGACCAGCAUACACUUUGUCGUCCUGUCUAUUCUCUGCGCGGGGCUAUGGUACUCGAUCAACUGGUUCGCGGGGGAGGUGGCCAUCGCGCAGAAGAGGCAGCAGGAGGAGGCGGAGCGGAACAAGGCCAGCGAGGACACCAAGGACAAGAACAAGGACGGGGACGACAGCGACACCGAGGUUGAAGCUACGGCGAGAGAAGGCCGACGAAAGUUGAAAAAGAGAGGAGAGAGCAGUGCGGUUGGACAGACUAGGAAUUUGGAGGUUUCGCCGGGCGGAGAGACGCAGUCUAGUGUCAGUACUGAGGAUGAGUGGGAGAAGGUAUCGGGGAGCGAGAAGUGA
Molecule: messenger RNA, 468 nt
Organism: Pochonia chlamydosporia 170
Lineage: Eukaryota; Fungi; Ascomycota; Sordariomycetes; Hypocreales; Clavicipitaceae
Product: endoplasmic reticulum, protein Pkr1
Exons: 1
Coding region: 1-468 (155 amino acids)
Biological process (GO): vacuolar proton-transporting V-type ATPase complex assembly
Cellular component (GO): endoplasmic reticulum membrane
Source: RefSeq, a predicted model, not a curated record